AAACAUGUCUCAAGGAGGGUUUUGGAAUGUUACGAAAGUUACAUACAGUGAUGAAACUAAAAGGUUUCUGAAUGAACUUGUGAAAGAAUCUCAGUUAGCGAAUUCUUAUCGACAGUCUAUAAAAGCAGCAAUUAAAAACGGUGAAAGUUUGGGUGACAAUGUCACGAAAGUGCAUAAAAACCUUAAAAAGACAGGCCAAGAAAAUAAGGCCAAGAAGUUAAGCAGGCUACCAAGGCCGCAAAAACGAUCAAGAUCGUUAAUAGAACUCAGUGGAGCUUAUGAACCCGAACGUUACCGUCCGCCUCCUGUUGGGCUGAAUACAGGUCCUUCUGAAAAAUUACGUUUAGCCCACUUAAUGACGUAUGGUGAAGAACCAACAGUGAAAUCAUUGAAAAAUGAUCAAAUUAAAGAUGGGAGAUUAGAAUAUUUAAGUCGACGUAUAUUGAAGUAUCCGAAAGUCACUGGGGAUGAUGAUGACGGCCAUGAUAACCAAUCUGAAAACUGUAAGGAUAGAUUUGAAGAAUUAAUGGAUGAAGUCAAUGAAAGACGUGAAUUCUUAGCACAAAUGGAAAAUCUCGGGAGAGUGAAAGAAUAUCGAGCUACUAUUGAAACAGAAAUAUCACAAUUACCUGCUUUGACACAAAAACGUUUACAAUCAAACAUGAUUAAUCAUCAUCAUGAAUUGUGGACGCAUUCAAAUCUUGGCAGUAAAUCUGCGGUGGAUAAAACUCAUAACACUCAGACAACACUCCUGAAUAUAUUUAAGGAUCCUAGUGAUGCAAAAUAG
Trichobilharzia szidati is the source of this 787-nucleotide messenger RNA. Lineage: Eukaryota; Metazoa; Platyhelminthes; Trematoda; Strigeidida; Schistosomatidae. The record is from the annotation of a GenBank genome assembly.